Oreochromis aureus is the source of this 6739-nucleotide messenger RNA. RefSeq names its product lysophosphatidic acid receptor 6-like. The record is from RefSeq and is a predicted model, not a curated record. The transcript has 2 exons. Gene Ontology annotation, cellular component: membrane. Gene Ontology annotation, molecular function: lysophosphatidic acid receptor activity. Lineage: Eukaryota; Metazoa; Chordata; Actinopteri; Cichliformes; Cichlidae. Gene Ontology annotation, biological process: positive regulation of Rho protein signal transduction; phospholipase C-activating G protein-coupled receptor signaling pathway. Bases 5617 to 6627 code for a protein of 336 amino acids.
ACCUUUACUUAUGGCGCUCAAGAAAAAGGAAGGCUUCCUGAAUAAAAUACGCAGAGUAGAUUACAGAGAUAUAGUAGUUCAAGCAGUUCAAGCUGCAGUCAGGCACAGAAACUUUAGUUUAAACCCCUCUUCAGAUGGCUUGCAGACGUGACCGCUGUUCCAGCUUAAAUGGUUUUUAUGAGAGCUGUUGAUGUUUCUCAGCUUUGUAAUCCGUUUUAUCAAACUCCAGACGCUUCUAGUCGAUGAUUGGGUACAAUUAUGAAAAUUGAAGAAGCGAAAAUUGGGGUUUAAAAGGACGUUGUUUCAUUAAGGUUACAUUUAGACGAUUUAAGUUUCCAAAGUAAUAAUAAUAAUAAUGAUAAAGAAGAAGAAAAAACAUAGGUCACCAGAAACAGGUCUUCAACUGCUGGAUAAAAUAGCUAUCAGCUUAACACGCAAACUGCCAGCAAGACCUGAAGAGUAUGCUGAGCACAUACCUCAACAGGUUAUGUUCAGAGUUUCGGUUUAAAAUCGGCCAGAAGCGCUGAUUUAUUUAUUUACUAUGUGUGUUACUAUGUGUGUUAACAACGUGUUUUACGCGCAGCACAGAUUUUCUCCUGGGCGAAGACAGCUUUAUCUGUACAAGUUAUUAUACCGUAUCUUACUAAAACUAUGGAAUGAAGUGCAGCACUAUCAUGGGGAUGUGUAGAUGUUGUUGCACUCUGAUCUGCCGCUAAAUUUCGCUUACACGCCUGAAAUUGCAGAUACUAGAAGUAAAACAAACAAGUAUACCAGUUCAACCAAUUAUUUCACUUUUUGGAACACUUAACGUUUAAUGUUUAAGUGGAUCCAAAAUAGAGUUUCAGAGCUCUAAUCUGCAGUCGUGCCUUAAACAGACAUAAACAGACAUAAACAGACAUAAACAGCACACCCAGCGAUAAAGUAAUUAACUGGAAUUACAAUGUUUAUUUUACCGGUCUGUGGGAUAAGUCCCAAGACUAACGGCAGCACUAAUCUCUUGUCUUAUUUGUAUCAAGGUAAAUACGUUUGCAAAAUGUGAGAGCUUGCAGAAUAAAAAAGAAAGAAAUGUUGAAACUUUUACUUGUAAACAUUCUUUACAUGCUUGUUGUUUUUUUAAAAUUUGCAGUAACUGAAAAAAUAUUCACAAAUGUGUAGGUGGAUAUUUCCACAAAUAUACUGAGAACUGCAAACCUGUAAUUAUUACUCAUCGUAAUGAGUAAUAAUUGUAAUUAUUAAAUAUUACUCAUUUUUAUUUCCCUUUUUACUACUUAGAACCACUACUCUGCGAUUACAACCUCCCAAAUAACAAUUGCACACAGUGACUUUUGACUUUGGCAACACUUCUUGCAAGGAAUGUUUUGCAAAACUCGAACUAAUAGCUGCAUUCAUUAAGCGUUUUGUUGUCUUUUUAACGUGUCCUCAGAAGUAGACCAUAAAAAAAAAAAACACGCCACGUUUCAUUAAAAGACCCAUCAGACAUCUGACUAACUGCCAUCAGACUAAAAGGUUUCAGCCCAAACAUGAUUAGAAUAUAAGGACUCAGUCAAAACAGCAUCAGACUGUGCAUGGCCUAGGAGUAAACUAGGUAGUAACAAGGUAAGUAUUGAGUUUUAUCUAAUUUAAUUAUGUAGCAAUACAAAUAUUCCAGUAUUGAAGAACAUGAAAACAUUAAUUUUGGCUGAAUGUUGGCAAAGUUACAUGACAUUGGUGAUGUUAGUACUUAAUGCAGCUCAGGUUCCACUUGCUUUUAAAGCCUGUACUUUAAAAUGUACGCAGUUUAAAGCAACGUUGACUUUAAUGUUACAGAGAUUUUGACAAUUUUAUGGAUAAUUAAUUCUAGUAAUAAUAUUCACAAACAGAAAAAACUGAAAAUUGUAGACAGGUUGGGAAUGCUGCUUGUGUUUUUUUUUCUUUUUUUUUCUUUUUCAGUCCUGAAUAUCGCUUAAAGUUCCAGUACACACAGGAUUCAGGAUUCAAUGCACUAAUGUUAAUGUUAACUCAGCUAUUUUUCUGCCUGUUUGGUGGUGUUGAACCAAACGGAGUUAAACAUUUGUUUUAAUGACCAGGCAGUUCACUCACCUGGCUGAAAGAAAGGUGGUUUAAUGACCAAUGUGCCAACUGGGAUUGCAUCUAAUUUGGUACUCCUAAUAAGACAAACAGUAAGUGUAGAAAUGCUCCUUCUCUUAUGCUAUUUUCUACGAUUGUCUAACCAUUAUCUAAUCAUACCAUUAUCCAUUGUCUAGCAUUUGUUUCUUGUAUAUACAAUACAACUAUAUAUACAGUGUGAAAGACACUUUUUUCUUAGAUGAAGAUAUUAGGUGAUAUGAAAUAGAAAUAAAUGCACGUUGAAUCUUUACUGAAGCUCUGUAUUUGAAACUUCAAUUUUACUGCUGUAAAUUUUUAAUUAAAUAUAUUUAAUUUAGUAAUACAAGAAAUUUAAUAUUGAACAUAUCAUAUUUUCAUUACACAAGUGAGAUGACACUAGUCUCAUGAACAUUAGCUGUUAUUUUCUAGCCUCAAAUAUUUAACUUAAAUAAGAUUAAAAAUUUCUCCUUCAUUUCUGUAAAAAAACGAAGUGUAAAACGUUUCUAGCAGUCUGAUGUCUCACGAUGUUUUCCUCCAUACCAUCUGCUCUCAGUUUGUUGGCACCAAAUAUCUGAACAGGUAAGAAAAGAAUCACUCUGAGGCUAACCGAGAUUUGAAUGGGUACAUGAAGCUGAGGGUCAGGAAUUUUUUAUAGCGAGUGAUCCAAACUAGUACCAUAUGCAGCAGUGACUAACCUCGUGCUGGCGAUGGACAAUCUCAGAUUUUCUCUUGACUGAACUUUGGUCCGUUUUUGCAUCUUUUCCCUUUCAUGUGAUUGUAUUUGUUUCUGCCCAUCGGGGACCCUCAAGUUAACUUUUAUUGAGAGGAAAAAAGUUAGGGUUCAUCCUCCAGCUUUACUGUGCUAAUGUGUUUAUAUUAUCCUAACCAUAGCUCUAUGCACACCAUUAUAUACCAGCUAGCCCGACUUUUGAAAGUCCUACAAAACAUUGCUGCUGUUUAGUUUUCUGUCUUCAUUUAUGUCCCAAAUAAUAGAAGAGAUGUAUGUUUGAGUUUUUCAGAAAUCCCUUAGUUAAAACACGGUAUAUUAUAGAUGGAAAUGUGCGAGCUAACUCUCUGGUAACUUCUGUAUCUCUGUUACACUUCACAAAUGUUAAAAACAUGUUUAGUGUUUUUCUGUCAGUACAGAACGUAAUGUCAUGUGGUUGGUUUUGGGCUAAAGGACUUACAUUAGUUAUGUUAGCUAACUAGUGACAGAAUAGAUACCUCAGAGGAAAAUAACGAAACCAAAACUAAAAAUCAGCACGUCUGCAGGGAAAGUAGGCCAGUGUGUGGAAGGGGAAAAUGUUUAAUGCAAUUGGUGCAGAAGUCAAAGCACAGAAAUAUGUCAUUUUGUGACUUGAGGAGGUGCAGUAGAGCACUCAUAUUCACUGAUUUUAGAAGUUGUAAUCAGAGUUGUGGUUCUAAGCAGUAGUAAAAAUAUAUAUAUAUAUUUAAAUAUAAGUAAAAUUUAAAUAACAAGUAUUUAUGAAAAUAUCAAUGAGAAUAUCAAUGUUUUGAGUUAAGUUUUAACUUAAAAAGUGAAAGAUUCAAAAUAUAAGUUCACAUGUUUUCUACACAUUCUCAGUUCUCUUCAAGCUCUCACGCCAACAUAUUUAACUAUAAAUUUGCUACGGUGUUGCAUUUUACUGAUACAUUUUUUAUGUUCUUUUCACGUUUUUAAUCAGGAUUUUAUCAUCAUCAUCUGACAACAUGUCAGUUUGGUGUAGGCGUCACUCAUAGGGAUCAUUUCGUGUAGAAGAAGAGUGAUAUGAUCUGCAGAAUGCCCUGACUGUAAAAGAGGCCUCGAGCAAAAAGCCCAGCUUAACAGAUUUAACAGAGAACGUUGAUAACAACCCUUGUGAUACCCUUUAUCUACAGUUAGGGUUUUAAAUGUUGUCAAGCCAGCUAAUGCAAAGAAGGCCAAACCAAACCAAAACCAAAGGCAGGGCUGACGAUACUCUGGAAACACAAAGAAUGUUUCUGUCAGGUAAAAAUGUAUUGGUUAGUCUGCACCACAAUACCAGUCGCAAUUCAUUAUUUCCAUAAGGUUCGCUACACUUGCACUGCAACUUCAGUUACUCAACUCCAAGCGCUUUAAUUUUAUCUGCUGAAACAAAUAGUUCUUAUACUUAUGAGUCUGCUGGAAUUAAUUACACCAGCCUGGUUCCUUAAUAAAAAUUUGACAUGUUCCAUCCGUCAGUCCUUUUUUAAAAAAUCCGAUCUAUCAAUUUUAAGUUACUCCAGGGAUAAAAACAAGUUUCCAGCUGAAGCCUAAAUCAGCAGCAGGUGUUAAAACAGCAGACAGAGUGAACAAGAUGAAUGCAGGUGAACUCAACUCUACUGCGAGCUGAUCAGCCGUGAGGAAAACCAUAGCUUGUGCUUUGCUUUAUGUCACAGAAACACAUACAGGUCCAGUCAAAGGGCAGUUUUUAUUUCAAAUUCAUUACAAAUACUUUUAAUCAGUAUAAUUUGCUUUGUUAUCUGAAGAUAAUGUUGACAUUUUAUACAUUUGUAUGAACUAGAAAGCAACAUUUUUUUUUGUCAGUGAGGUCUUUUGUCAAGUAUGACAUACUAGCUGGCAGAAGCAACUACUUGUUGAAAAAGCAGUCAGAAUGGAGUAUGUGAUAUAAAAACAAAGCUUAACCAGUGUAGAAUGGAAACCAGCUAAACUGGAACACGGGUUAUUUUCAGGAACAAUAGAAUCUCUCAGUUAACAAACACACAGAUAUGCACAGAUGUAAAGAGACAUGCUGCCCUCUUGGAGAUUUCAAUAAAACUGCAAGAAUCCUUUAGAAUUAUUAAGAAUCUGUUUUUAGUUUUUUCUUCUUUGUGCUCCACGGGGCCUUAAGUGAAAUAUGUAUUUUCACUUUUAUACUCUGAUCUCUGAUUCAUUCCCAAAAAGAACUCCGUCUUUUCUCCCACUCUAACUCUAGAGUUACAGUGGUUAACUGUAUACUAGCUAAAGUUCAUUGGUUAAACUCAAGGCCUUUACACAACUGACACGAAAAAUCCAUUAAAAUGUUUUUCAGAAUCACCUAUUCUUAAUGCAACCGUUUACACCAACCGAGUAUUUUUACAGGACAAAUUUGCAGCAUUUAUUGUUUUGAACCAAGUUUGAUUUAUCAGGUUUUUUUUCAGAUCUGAAUAAACAGAUCUGGCCACUGAGAUCACUACAUUGGGCAACACUCAUAGCUGACAUCAUGCACUGGUACUGCAUAUACAAUGAUAUGUAAAUAAUUCAAAAAUACUCUUUUUACCUCAGACACACAGAUAGUGGCUUCUCUGCGUCAAUUGGCUCUCUCAAAUGAUUUCUCUGCCUCCUCAGAUCAGGUCCCAACUCUGCUAACAGGAGUUCAAACUGCCCCACUGACAUCCUUUCAUAUGUUUGAAAGCUGUAAUACAGGUUCAACUACUAGAUCAAGCCAUAAUAUUCUCCCUCAUGCUGCUUUCUUAUGAGAAUUGUAUGAACCCAGAAUCUUUGUUUCUUCCUUUUCUUGUUUAGAUGCAUCACAACCAGCUGAUCAUCGCCUUAUGUCAACUUUUCACUUUUCGAGGACGAUUUUUCCACAAAAAUGCAAUAUGAUCAGUGUGCAUACAGGUUACACGAUAACCAGCUCAGAGAGGAACUCUUGCUGCUUGGCUACAAUAUUUUAUAAAGGACGCAGAAAGAUUUCUUUUCUCAUCAUGAACACAUCAAACAUCACUAACGUGACAACAGAAGACAAGGUUUAUGCUGGGAUCUUUAGCUUAAUUAUGGUGAUAGGUCUGCCUCUCAAUGCGAUCUCACUGUGGAUUCUUCUUCGCCGCCACAGCCUCAAAUCACCCAAUGCUGUUUUCAUGGUUAAUCUGGCACUCUCAGACCUGCUGCUGGUCUUCACUUUGCCCUUAAGGAUCCACUUUAACGCCACAGGGGAAUGGACUCUGCCCAAGGGGGUGUGCCUCAUCAUCACAAUGUUCUUUCGCACCAACAUCCGCUCCAGCUCCUCCUUCAUCACCUUCAUCAGCGUGGACCGACUGCUAGCUGUGGUUUAUCCUCUGAGGUCUCGCAAUCUUCGGACCUCGUGCAAUGCCUGGAAGGCUUCUGCACUCGUCUGGGUGAUUUUGCUGGUGAUGAAUAUCGCAGAGAGUGUGGACUUUCUAAAGCAGUUGAACAACCAAACUCACCCUACUUGUUUUGAGUCUUACGAAUCUGAAAAAUGUCCUUUGAAAGGAAUCCGAUUAAGAAUGAUGCAGUUUAUGAUUGUAAUAUUGGUCACAAUGCUGUCAGUCAAUAUUGUGUGCACCAUUAUGGUGUUUAGGGCUCUACACAGACAUCUCAGAGGUGACUCUCCAAAUGUCAACAAAAAGAUGAAUGUAAUGCUGAUUUUUGCCAUAAACUUGAUUUUAUAUGCUAUAUUCUUACCUGUGCCUAUAACUAUGGCAAGAGAUUGUGCCCAUGUCAAGCCAUUGAUAUGUCUCACUGUUUUAAACUGCUGUCUGGAUCCUCUGUUGUAUUACUUCUCUUUUGACGCUUUCUGGAAGAAAAAAGAAGAUGUUGUGUAAAUGAAGUGCACAAAUGGGGAUACCACAAUCUGUGUCACACACUGCUCAGACCUUUUCUUUAGCUGUGUGUGUGUUAUUUUAUAAAUAAAUGUAAUAUAUUUUGUUUUUAAAA